AUGCAGAAAGGAAUCCGCCUGAAUGAUGGGCACCUUUCAUACCUGGGGGUUCUGGCCAAGAAAGAUGGAACGAGGAAAGGUUACCUGAGUAAGAGGAGCUCGGACAACACCAAAUGGCACAACAAGUGGUUUGCCCUGCUUCAGAACAUGUUGUUUUAUUUUGAGAACGAUUCCACCACGAAAGCCUCUGGUCUCUACUUACUGGAGGGGUGCGUGUGCGAGCGAGCACCGUCACCCAAACCAUCGCUCUCAGCCAAGGAAUCCCUGGAAAAGCAGUAUUAUUUCACAAUUAACUUUGGCCAUGAUGCUCAGAAAGCCCUGGAACUGAGGACAGAGGAUGUGAAGGAUUGUGAUGACUGGGUGGCAGCAAUUGGUCACGCAAGUUACAGAAACCUCGCGACAGAACAUGAGUCCUUGAUGCAGAAAUACCUGCACCUACUACAGAUCGUAGAGACUGAGAAAACAGUUGCGAAACGACUUCGACACCAAAUUGAGGACCAGGAGAUUGAAGUGGAGCGAUUAAAAUCUGAGAUUGCUUCACUGCUUAAAAACAAUGAACGCAUCCAAUUAACACAACCUGCGGCACAGAAUGACGAAGAUGUUGAUAUAAGGAAAAUCAAAAAGGUGCAGAGCUUCUUGCGAGGAUGGCUAUGCAGAAGAAAAUGGAAGACCAUCAUUCAGGACUACAUCCGAUCCCCCCACGCAGAGAGCAUGAGGAAGAGGAACCAGGUGGUGUUCAGCAUGCUGGAGGCUGAAGCUGAGUACGUGCAGCAGCUCCACAUCCUCGUUAACUGCUUUCUUCGACCUCUCAGAAUGGCUGCCAGCUCCAAAAAACCUCCAAUUGCCCAUGACGAUGUCAGCAGCAUCUUUCUAAACAGUGAAACAAUCAUGUUUUUGCACCAAAUAUUUUACCAAGGACUCAAAGCUCGCGUAUCCAGCUGGCCCACAUUAGUAUUAGCUGACCUGUUCGACAUUCUCCUCCCAAUGCUGAACAUCUACCAGGAGUUCGUGAGGAAUCACCAGUACAGUCUACAGAUCCUGGCCAGCUGCAAACAGAACAGAGACUUUGAUAAACUGCUGAAACAAUAUGAAGCAAAGCCAGACUGCGAAGAGAGGACGUUGGAGACAUUCCUGACCUACCCAAUGUUUCAGAUCCCCAGAUACAUCCUGACCCUACAUGAACUGCUGGCCCACACACCUCAUGAACAUGUGGAGAGGAAGAGCCUGGAAUACGCAAAAUCGAAGCUGGAGGAACUGUCACGAAUAAUGCACGAUGAAGUGAGUGAAACAGAAAACAUUCGGAAGAACCUCGCCAUCGAACGGAUGAUUGUGGAAGGAUGCGAGAUCCUUCUGGACACAAGCCAGACCUUUGUACGACAAGGGUCACUUAUCCAAGUACCAAUGACUGAAAAAGGGAAAAUCACACGAGGCCGGUUGGGAUCACUAUCCCUGAAAAAGGAGGGAGAAAAGCAGUGCUUUCUGUUCUCCAAACACUUGAUAAUUUGCACCAGAGGAUCAGGUGGAAAACUUCAUUUAACAAAAAAUGGAGUACUUUCACUCAUUGACUGCACCUUGAUGGAAGACACAGAAGCCACAGAAGAUGAAUCUCGGGGAUUGGGACAGGACAUGGAACACCUUGACUUCAAAAUCGUUGUGGAACCAAAAGAUUCUCCUUCCUUCACUGUGAUCCUGGUGGCCUCAUCACGUCAGGAGAAAGCAGCGUGGACAAGUGACAUCAGCCAGUGCAUAGAUAACAUUCGAUGCAAUGGUCUGAUGAUGAAUGCGUUUGAAGAGAAUUCAAAAGUCACAGUUCCUCAGAUGAUUAAGUCUGACACAAGCCUGUACUGUGAUGAUGUUGAUAUACGAUUCAGCAAAACCCUCAAUUCCUGCAAAGUUCUCCAGAUUCGCUAUGCAAGUGUGGAACGUUUGUUGGAACGCCUGACUGAUCUGCGCUUCUUGAGUAUAGACUUCCUCAACACGUUCUUGCAUUCAUAUCGAGUUUUCACUACAGCUGAUGUCGUGCUGGACAAGCUCAUCACCAUCUACAAGAGGCCAAUAAGUGCAAUACCUGCAAGGUCACUCGAACUGUUUCUUGCAAGCAGCCAAAAUAAUAAGCUUUUGUACAGAGAGCCCCCAAAAUCCCCUCGAGCCAGUCGGAAAUUUUCCUCCCCGCCACCUCUAUCUAUUUCCAAAUCAUCAUCGCCAAUUCGGAGGAGGAAGCUUUCCUUAAACAUUCCCAUUAUAACUGGGGGAAAGGCUCUGGAUCUGGCCACGAUGACCUGCUCAGCCAAUGGCUAUGCAAGCAUGUACUCUUCCUCAUCGCCCUUCAGCAAGACCACCCUGGAUAUCAAUAAACUGUACGUGUCAAGCACUUAUUCCAACAAGCUCCCUGAUGAGCAAGAAACCAAACUGGAUAAAGAUGAAGAUGUUGGUCCUACCAAAGGAGGCAAGACAGUCAAGGAAGAUUCUGAGAUCGAGCAGGCUCUUAGUGAUGAGGCUGAGACAGAAACUUCACCAACAAAAUCUCCAACAACACCAAAAAAACUGAAAGGCAAGAACUCCUCAGAAUUUUCCUUGUUUUCCUACAAUAAUGGAGUGGUGGUCACAUCCAGCCGGGAGAUGGACAACAACCGCAGUGCACUUUCAGCAACCUCAGCCUUUGCCAUUGCUACAGCGGGAGCCAAUGAGGGCACACCCACCAAGGAGAAGUUCAGACGGAUGUCCUUGGCCAGUGCAGGCUUUCCUGCUGACCAGAGAAUUUGUGACAAAGAGUUUGUCAUUCGAAGAGCAGCGACGAAUCGUGUGCUCAAUGUGUUGAGGCACUGGGUCUCAAAGCAUUCCCAGGAUUUCGAAGCAAACACUGAACUGAAAACUAAAGUGAUUGGUUUUCUAGAGGAAGUCAUUCAUGACCCUGAGCUGCUAACACAGGAGAGGAAAGCAGCUGCCAACAUCAUCAGGACUUUGAGCCAAGAAGACUCUGUGGACAAUCAAACAACAUUGGAAGAGAUAAUGAACGUGACAGAGGAAGAGACAUUCGAAAAUCUCUCUGCCUUGGAGAUAGCUGAGGAAUUGACAUUAUUGGAUCAUCUCAUCUUCGGAUGUAUUCCGUAUGAGGAGUUUUUCGGUCAGGGCUGGAUGAAACCCGAGAAGAAUGAGAGAGCCCCGUACAUUAUGAAAACUACCAAGCACUUCAAUGAUAUCAGCAACUUAAUAGCUUCGGAGAUUUUGAAGAGUGAUGAUAUUAACAUUAGAACGGCAGCCAUUGAGAAAUGGGUGGCGGUGGCAGACAUCUGCAAGUGUCUACACAAUUACAACGCUGUGCUGGUGAUAACCUCAGCGUUGAAUCGUAGUGCGAUCUUCCGGUUGAAGAAGACAUGGCUGAAAGUAUCAAAACAGACAAAGGCAUUAAUCGACAAGUUGCAAAAACUGGUGUCUUCUGAAGGACGAUUCAAAAACCUCCGGGAGGCUUUGAAAAAUUGUGACCCUCCGUGUGUUCCUUAUUUGGGGAUGUACCUAACAGACCUGGCAUUCAUUGAGGAGGGAACACCAAAUUAUACUGAAGAUGGAUUAGUCAAUUUCUCCAAGAUGAGAAUGAUAUCUCACAUAAUUCGAGAAAUCAGACAAUUCCAGCAGACUGCCUAUAAGAUAGAGCAACAAACCAAGGUGACAUGCUAUUUACUGGUCCAGUCAAAUGUCAUGGAUGAAGAAAGUCUUUAUGAAGCAUCCCUGAGGAUAGAACCAAAGCUUCUGACCUGA
Carcharodon carcharias (great white shark) is the source of this 3756-nucleotide messenger RNA. RefSeq names its product Ras protein specific guanine nucleotide releasing factor 1 (gene rasgrf1). Gene Ontology annotation, biological process: positive regulation of GTPase activity; Ras protein signal transduction. The transcript is spliced from 27 exons. Gene Ontology annotation, cellular component: plasma membrane. The record is from RefSeq and is a predicted model, not a curated record. The coding region runs from base 1 to 3756 and encodes 1251 amino acids. Lineage: Eukaryota; Metazoa; Chordata; Chondrichthyes; Lamniformes; Lamnidae. Gene Ontology annotation, molecular function: protein binding; guanyl-nucleotide exchange factor activity.